AUGCGUUUCGAAUCCACAAUCAUCGGCCUUUUGGCUGCUGCCACAACCGCCAUCGCCGUCUCGGUGCCACCCCAAGCUGCCGUCGCAGGAGGGCUCGUCGCCCGUCAAGAAGUGGAGGGUGGAGAAAUAAGGGCGACCCGCGUGAAGCGGAACGAGGAUGAAGAAGGUGGCGACGACGAGCACUUCAACCCGACCAGGGCUGUCGACCACGAUGACCCCAACGACCCAAACCACACCGGAAGUCCGGGUGCCGAGCCUCCUGUCAAGGCUAGGGAUGCGGCGUCCAAUGCUCAAGUAGAUGAUGACAUUGAUACUACUCCUGAACCUGAUGAUGACGGAAACACUGACCAGGACAGUUCUGACGACGCCCACACAAAGAGGGACGGCAAGGACAAGGACAAGGACAUGGAUAUGGAUAACAUGCACAAGGCUUCUGGCAAGAACUCGACCAACAUGUCCAACAUGACCAUGCCGGCAGAUGCCAAGGGUGCUGCUUCUGGCGUUGGUGUGAGCGUCGUGCUGGGUACGGUGCUGGGUGGUGCCGCUUUGUUCAUGGCUCUCUAG
Messenger RNA from Pyricularia grisea, 564 nucleotides. RefSeq lists its product as uncharacterized. The transcript has a single exon. The record is from RefSeq and is a predicted model, not a curated record. The coding region runs from base 1 to 564 and encodes 187 amino acids. NCBI's taxonomy places the organism in Eukaryota, Fungi, Ascomycota, Sordariomycetes, Magnaporthales, Pyriculariaceae.